Molecule: messenger RNA, 801 nt
Organism: Acaulospora colombiana
Lineage: Eukaryota; Fungi; Glomeromycota; Glomeromycetes; Diversisporales; Acaulosporaceae
Source: the annotation of a GenBank genome assembly
AUGGUUUACUCGGAUGCGCAACCAGGGCCCUCUACGACAGGUCACAAAUUCACAAAUAAUCCCAAUUACACGAAUUAUCAAAGCCAGAAUAUGGAGAUCUCCCCUGUCCUUUCCGUACCUCAUGAUGAAAAUUAUAGAAUGCCAGCACCAAUAUGUCUUACGGACGACUUGAUAACAACUUUUGGCCUAUUUGAUGCGUUUCAGCGACAAGUCAUUGGGUAUAAUAAGCAACAGCCUUCAGGCUUUCAGUCCAUACCAAGCGGAAACAACGCAUUAGGGUCCAGCUCGGCUACAGGCACAAGCCUCGCCGGUGCUGCAGGAGCGGCCCCAAGCGUGGGUACAGCUACAAAUGCGUAUGGAGAUGAUGCCGCAGGGGCCGCAAAGAAGGAGAAGAAAAGGGAAAAAGAUCUUUACAAGACAUUAUUCAAGGAUCUCCCGGGCAAACACGACACCAAACGGGAUCGCUACUUGUCUGACCUUGUCAUGCAACCGCCCAAGGAGGGCAGGAUCAUGCUACUCGACGAUGCUAUGGCCGAAAUGGCGUUUACAAUAUUUGACAUUCCUCAGCUCAACAAUGAAGAGGAGGACAGCAAGAAGAAAAAGAAAAAGCGAAAAAGGGAACAAGAGCAAGGUUCCAUGUCCAUUGCACCGACCCCUGCCCAUCUACCGACACCAGGGGGCCCGUUGCCGGCUAAGCAAUCCAAACCAGAAAUUGACGCAUCCAUGUCUCAGCGGCCGGCGAAACGGGCACGGCAGGAUAACUAUCCUCUGCCGAUUCAGCAGCCGACUCCGCAAGGCUGA